AUGAAAAAUUUUGCCAGAAAAAGCGUCACAGUUCCAUGGCUCUAUGACUACCGAGGAUAUAUUAUUGUCGGACGGUCUGAGAAUGGUACUGUCCAGUUGUUGCAGUUUUUGGAAGGACUGCAAAAUUCGCGCAUGAUGACAGCGACGAUCGGGUCAGAUGCCGACAUCGACAUUUCUGGGACGCCAGUUUUUGCAAUGGGAUCGCUGCCAGAUGCUAGAAAAAUGAAUAUCGUCAGCGUUAACGACUUCAUUGCAAUCACCGACGAUAGGCUGCUCCAAACAAUGGAGCUUGAGAAUGAAGGAACUCAGCUUGCGAUUACAAUGGACGACGACGGAGAACUUCACUACAAUAUGGUACGAAUCUACUCAAUUACUCUGUAA
Messenger RNA from Oikopleura dioica, 381 nucleotides. NCBI's taxonomy places the organism in Eukaryota, Metazoa, Chordata, Appendicularia, Copelata, Oikopleuridae. The record is from the annotation of a GenBank genome assembly.